Tripterygium wilfordii is the source of this 2047-nucleotide messenger RNA. Its product is annotated as protein CPR-5-like. NCBI's taxonomy places the organism in Eukaryota, Viridiplantae, Streptophyta, Magnoliopsida, Celastrales, Celastraceae. The transcript is spliced from 5 exons. Gene Ontology annotation, biological process: trichome morphogenesis; defense response; leaf senescence. The record is from RefSeq and is a predicted model, not a curated record. Bases 30 to 1742 code for a protein of 570 amino acids.
UUGACUCGUACACGCGUUCCUUCUCUUCCAUGGAAGCCUCUUCUUCUUCUUCUUCUGUGCAAACACUCCAAUCCCCUGCUUCCAUCGCUGCUGGAGAAACCCCUAUCGCCAUCAAUUAUUCCAGUUUAACGGUCGAGGAUCAUCGUAUGUCAAACCCAACUGUCCUUGACCCUUCCCUGUCAUCAAUACCCGUCAAGAGAAAGAAGAAAAAACGAAACUUGAAGGAUGUCUCGGAAAUUCCGGCGUCGUCUUCUUCUAAUUCGCAGAGGGGUAUGGGUAUACGCGUGGCGUGCAAACGCCGCACUAAGUUACAGCUAGGUUCGGCCCGGCGUGAUCGGAACUCUAAUCUGGAGGUGGUGGCGCUUCCUCUGGGAAUGUCAUUCGCGGCAGUUGUGGCUCAAGUUUUGGAGAGAAAAGAUGCAGCUGGUGAAAGGAUGUCCAUUGAUCAUCUGUCAAAGAUCUGCACUUCGGCGGUUACAGAAUCUUUAGCAAAUGUUUUUGGGGACCAGUUCAAUUGUUUUGCGAGGAACUUUGAGAAAUCAUUUGGAAGCACACUGAGGACUCUGAGACUGAUUAAUGAAUCAUCUAUGGAUAGGGGACAAAGUAUUGAAAGUUCUGUUGCAGACGUGAAACUGAAGAAACGAGGAGGAAAUACGAGCAGUUGUGGUGAAGAAUCUUGUCACUCAGCAACGGACUUGUCUUCUCUUUCAAUUCAGAAUCGUAUGAAUAGGGCUGAAGAUUUAGGGGAGAAUACGUCUGCAGUUUGUGUCAAUCAGGAACUUGCCCUGCACAGACAAGCAAACCGUCCAGAAUGUGUUUCUCCUAGCAUAUUAGGUUCUGUAGUAAAUUACCGGCUCAGAACCUUUGAGAAAUCUGUCAUGGAGCAGGCCCGCUCUAAUGAUCUAAAGACAAUGGAGAUCGAGCUUGCAAUUGAAAAAUUAAAGUUCAAAGAAGCACAGUUAGCUCUACAUUAUGAUUCAAAUAAACUUACGAGAUCAAAAUUAGCCAUGGGCGUGUCAAAGGCAUUGUUCAAAGCUGAAAUGUUCAAGAAUCAAUUAGAAGAUGUGAGACAUGCUGAGCUGCUUAGAAAGUGCAUAGACUCUCUUGUAGCUGGUUUGAUUAUCAUGCUGGCUGCCCUCGUAUCUGGUGCUUACUUCUUUUCUUAUGAAAGGAUUACAGAAGUUACAUCAUCCUGUUGGCCUUCUCCUCAGGAGUCCAAGUGGUGGAUGCCACAACCAUUUGCAUCCUUCAACUCAGGGUUCAAGACUUUGAAGUGCCAAGUUCAGGUUAUGAGCAAAAUGCUGUUUGGCAUCUGUAUGAUUAUUGUGAUCGCGUAUUUACUAAUCCAACGAACGGCAAUCCCACGUCAGACAAUGCCAGUUACCUUUAUACUACUGCUAUUAGGAGUUGGAUGUGGUUUUGCUGGCAAGCUUUGUGUAGACUCAUUGGGAGGAAGUGGACUGCAGUGGCUCUUAUAUUGGGAGGCUCUAUGCUCAUUGCAUCUUCUGUGUAAUCUUUGUACAUCAACCGUAUUUAUUAUCCUCUACGGACCAGUCACCGUAUCUCAAGGUGAAAAAGGGAAUGCAAGAAUUCCAUAUUGGUUCCGUCGUUGCUUGUUCUUUGCCAUCUUACUUUGUUUUCUUCCAUUGUCUGGUGGGUUGCUGCCUUUUGCAAGUCCUGGUGAAUGGAAAGAUCGCUUCUUUCCACUGCUCGCUAAUCAUGAAGUUGAGCUCGACGAUUGAAGCUGAAGCUAUCGGUGAAAAGAGGUUUGAGUUAGAUUUCGAGUCUUUGCUUGCUUUGCUGUAUGGACAGCUUCCCAAUCGUAUCUUUAAUUAUGUUAUUUUGCGCGAUUAAUCUAGUUAGUAUCAGGGGUUACCGGAACCUCUGCUUUCAGAGCAGUUUAGGGAAUGUCCAUUAAAGAUUGGGGGUUGGAGUCACAUAUGUAUUAUAAUGUCUGUACUUGUUGCAUUUUCAAGCGGGAUGUAGAAGUUAUGGAGGUACAUUGCAUCCAAGGAAUGAAGUGUGAAACGAUUGUGUUAUUCUGAUA